This is a messenger RNA of Charadrius vociferus (killdeer), 1917 nucleotides long. It is a transcript of the gene SLC6A14, whose product is annotated as solute carrier family 6 (amino acid transporter), member 14. Gene Ontology annotation, molecular function: L-proline transmembrane transporter activity. Lineage: Eukaryota; Metazoa; Chordata; Aves; Charadriiformes; Charadriidae. The coding region runs from base 142 to 1917 and encodes 591 amino acids. Gene Ontology annotation, biological process: sodium ion transmembrane transport. The transcript is spliced from 14 exons. Gene Ontology annotation, cellular component: membrane. The record is from RefSeq and is a predicted model, not a curated record.
CAUAGUAAUCCAGGGUUGCUUUCCAAAGGAAAAGAAAAAAAGGACUUCAGUUUGUCCAGUGAAAAGGAUGCCCACGCCAGUAGCGGCGAUGAGAACUCAGAGCGUGGCAACUGGUCAAGCAAAGGCGACUACCUGCUCUCCAUGGUGGGCUACGCCGUGGGCCUGGGCAACGUCUGGCGGUUUCCCUACCUCACCUACCAGAACGGCGGAGGUGCUUUUCUCAUCCCGUACACCCUGAUGUUGGCCUUAGCUGGCUUGCCCUUAUUCUUCAUGGAAUGUUCCCUUGGGCAGUUUGCCAGUCUUGGGCCAAUUUCUGUCUGGAGAAUAUUACCAUUGUUUCAAGGAGUGGGCAUCACGAUGGUCAUCAUCUCGACGUUUGUGACGAUCUACUACAAUGUCAUCAUUGCUUACGCGCUCUAUUACUUAUUUGCCUCGUUUCAAAAAGUGCUGCCGUGGUCAGACUGCUUUUCCUGGGCAGACGAGUUCUGCAGCAAAACACGAUUAGUAAGCGACUGCAACACAACCUUAGACGGAGAAAUCAUUCAUGCAAACUACUCGUUCAUCUCCAGCAAAAAUCUCACGUGUAUAAAUGGCACCAUGAACUACAAACCCGUGCAGUUUCCCAGUGAGCAAUACUGGAAUAAAGUGACUCUUCAGCGCUCAAGUGGGUUGGACGAGACCGGUCACAUCGUGUGGUACCUGGCGCUCUGCCUCCUCCUGUCCUGGAUGAUUGUUGGAGCUGCGUUGUUUAAAGGAAUAAAAUCUUCUGGAAAGGUCGUCUACUUCACCGCGCUCUUCCCGUACGUCAUCCUGCUCAUCUUGCUGGUGCGAGGUGCCACCCUGGAAGGUGCUCUGGACGGCAUCGAAUACUACAUUGGGAGACAGUCCAACAUCACCAAGCUGAUGGAGGCCGAGGUUUGGAAAGAUGCAGCCACCCAGAUAUUCUACUCCCUGUCUGUGGCAUGGGGUGGGCUUGUUGCUUUGUCUUCGUACAAUAAGUUCCACAACAACUGCUACUCGGAUGCUAUUUUAGUUUGUGUAACCAACUGCGUCACCAGCAUAUUCGCUGGGUUUGCGAUAUUCUCCAUCUUGGGACACAUGGCGUUUGUGUCCGAGAGACCUGUCUCGGAGGUCGUGGACUCAGGAUUUGAUCUGGCAUUUGUAGCCUACCCAGAGGCUCUCUCCAAGUUACCAGUUUCUCCUCUGUGGUCCUUCUUGUUUUUCUUCAUGCUCCUGCUCUUGGGCCUUGACUCGCAGUUUGCCACCAUAGAAACACUUACAACCACCAUACAAGAUAUAUAUCCCAAAGUGAUGAAAAAGCUAAGGAUCCCUGUAACCUUGGGUGUGUGCAUAUUGCUCUUCUUCCUCGGUCUUAUCUGUGUUACUCAGGCAGGAAUUUACUGGGUUAACCUAAUAGAUCACUUCUGCGCUGGAUGGGGAAUCCUUAUUGCAGCUGUCCUGGAGAUAAUAGGCAUCGUCUACAUCUAUGGAGGGAACAGGUUCAUUGAAGACAUUGAAAUGAUGAUUGGCAAGAAGAGCCGUUUAUUCUGGCUGUGGUGGAGAAUGUGCUGGUUUUUCAUUACUCCUGUGCUGUUAAUGGCAAUUUUGGUCUGGUCUUUGGUCACGUUUUCAACUCCCACUUACGGCUCAGUGUUAUAUCCAGCUUGGGGAACUGCUGUUGGCUGGUGCAUGAUUAUCUUCUGUGUCAUCUGGAUUCCCGUCAUUGCUAUUCUAAAAAUAGUGAAAGCUGAAGGAAACCUUUGUCAGCGCAUUGUAAGCUGCUGCAGGCCGGCUGCAAACUGGGGUCCCUACCUGGAAUGUCACCGAGGAGAAAGAUACAGCCAUGUUGUAGAUCCCAAAAAGGAAAAGGGACACGAGAUUCCUACUGUGUCUGGCUUUGUAUACACUCAACACUGA